AUGCAGGAUCAGCCGGCGACUCCUCCACCAAAGAAAGCCAAGCUCGACAAGAAAACCAUCAUUGCAGAUGACGACGACCUCGAUGAUGAUCUUCAAACCGAACUGCAAUCUUUCAUGGAGGGUGAGAGCAGCAGUGCUUCGAAUGCGCGGCCUGCGUCAGCUUCGAAUGGGAGGCAUGCGUCAGGCCGCUUGGCACUCGCUGUGAAACAGGAGCUCCAUGAAGGCAAUGAUGCAGAACCGACUUCGGCAGCCACCCCUCCCAAGACUCCAAAGACCCGGCAAACCUUGAAGAAAAAGCCGCCGGCGGGGAAGAAAUGGAUUGUCUGCCCCAUCUGCCUCCAAGGCCCGGAUGCGUUCCAGGAAGGCAUGUGGUCCGACUAUGACCGGCAGAAGAAUCCCAUUGGCAUGGGCUGCAAGGUCCAUGUUUUUGUGAUACGGAUCAGCUACCCCCAGAUGACGUUGCCUGAGGCCGGUGUUCUGUACCAUUCCAAGAGCGAGCAGGGACGAACUUUCAAAGUCGAAGUGAAUGGUGCUUCUAUGCUGAUGGUCCGUGUGCUAGAGAAAGAUUUGAUUCCAAGCCUUCUCCCUGCGAGCUCUGUAGCGAUCCAGAAGCGGCAUUCGGUCGAGAUGUCCUACACGGUGGCCUUUGUCAGUGAGACUGAUGUUCUUCGAAUUACCGGUGUGGGAUCGAAGAACCUCAAGCUGGGCAAGCCAACAACGCUGCCGAGUGAGGAUGGAUCUGGGCAAGUGUCUGGAUGGUACUUGUCUGUGAUUGGCAUGGACCCGGCCCUUUUGAAUGGCUUGCGGACCAUCAAGAUCUCCAGUGCCAUGGAUUACUCGCAGGUGGAUGAGCUGCUCAAGCCUGAGUGGCAGGUACGAGCCGGCCAAGCUGCUGAUGUCUUCAAGUUUGCCAUGACCAAGAACCUCGAGCAACGACCGUCCGAGGAGACCACGGCAGGCAGACCAUUUCUCAAGCAGCUCAGCGUGCUCAUGGAGAAGGGGGCAGCCAUCAUCGAGGAGUGGCUUUUGGGCAGGUUGGUAGCUCUGGUGCUGCUGCUAUGCCAUAUGCCAUGCCAUGCCGUUUUCAGGAUGUGUGUGGAUAGUGUGUAG
Messenger RNA from Symbiodinium sp. CCMP2592, 1110 nucleotides. The record is from the annotation of a GenBank genome assembly. NCBI's taxonomy places the organism in Eukaryota, Dinophyceae, Suessiales, Symbiodiniaceae.